This is a messenger RNA of Rhododendron vialii, 7866 nucleotides long. RefSeq names its product serine/threonine-protein kinase AFC1. Gene Ontology annotation, biological process: protein phosphorylation. The coding region runs from base 6227 to 7621 and encodes 464 amino acids. Lineage: Eukaryota; Viridiplantae; Streptophyta; Magnoliopsida; Ericales; Ericaceae. Gene Ontology annotation, molecular function: protein kinase activity; ATP binding. The transcript is spliced from 12 exons. Gene Ontology annotation, cellular component: nucleus. The record is from RefSeq and is a predicted model, not a curated record.
GAAAGCGUUACGCUCGGCCCCAACAAACCACAGUUAGUUCCAACCACACCACUCCGGUUAGCUCUCAGCCUCUCUCUCUCUCUCUCUCUCUCUCUCUCUCUCUCAAUAAUUCUAGGGUUUCAAAAAGCGAUCCUCUUGCUGUAAAUUCGGAUCUGAAUCGAUCGUCUCUCGUCACUGUUCGUUUUGAUGCGUAAUCGUCGAUCGUCGUACGAGCGGAAUCGGUAAAUGGAGACUCAGUGGAUGAUGGAAUUCCCUCACAAGAACAUGGAUAAGCGACCCAGGAAGAGGCCUCGUUUGACGUGGGACAUGGCCCCUCUUGUUCCCCCACCGCCCAAGGUCACCCAUAUAUACGUACAUAUAUACAACUAUACCAAUUCAUAUGUAUCGAUCUACUUAUAUGAAUGUCAAUUGUCGUUGUUAUUAUUUUUUCCGUAUCCGUGUUCGCAUCGUUAUUAUUUGUUUCGUAUCUGUGGUCGUAUCGUCAUUAUUUCACGAAAUUCGUUAUCACGAGUUGCGUAUCUAUCUCUGUCUCUGUGGAAUUUUUUGAAAUAUGGAUGAGAUAUGUUGUACUUAGAUUCAACUUGACUGCCUGUGUGUAUGCAGAACAAACCUUCUGAUUGAAAAGUAAUGAAACCGACAAAAUGCUUUCGCGCUUUUGGUGUUUUUACCUUUUUUUGUAGCUUUGCAGCAGAAUCUUGGUGUAAUUGUACAUGUUUGGAUCUCACAUUGUGACUUAAGUGCGGUCUACCUUCUGGUUUUGUUUAUUCAUUCUAUUUUGAUUUGUCCAAAGAAAAAGCAUUGCUUGAAAAUUUGAAAAUUUUGUUUGUAGUUGUAGCAAUAUGGUGGUCAAAGUGUCGAACCAAAUGAAUAUGUGACAGAAUCAAUUGUUUAGGAUUUAAAGUGCCUGUUUGCAUGCUGCAGAAUGAGAGUGUUUUACAUGUUACAUGCAUUUUAUGUCAAGCCUUUUCCAUGCCAAUAAAGUGAUGUCCUAAGGACGUAAAAAUAACCUCCAAAAAGGUAGUCAUUAAUAUUCUUUUGAAGCCUGAAGGCCGUGUCUCUGAUGUACUGAUUGGAAGUCUGUUUUCUUCAAUUUGAGAAAGCAUAUUAAUUAGUUGUAUUUGGUGUUAUCCCCAAAAACCAUAAAAUGCAACAAUUUGUUGGUCUUUGAGCAUAGGACUUUAAAGCUGAAUCCGUUGGUUAGGUUUAGGUGACUUGGUCUUUAACCAACUAUAAGUGGGAAUACCAAGGUGUAAAAAAUCGCGAAGAGUGGUAUCCAUUUAUUUAGAAAGCUCAACAUAAUCUAUUCAUGGUCCUAAUAAGUAGGGCAUUUAUGAGUCAAACAAGAAAGCAUUCUUUGUAAUUUUUUAUGAAGAGAAAAUAGCAUGGAAAGAAAGUUAGGGUUCAUUUUUCUAGUUGAGUUCAAUUUCAAAUUACAGUGAGACAUAAGUAGUUUUUAUGAGUAGGUUGCAGAAAUUAAAAUUCAUAAAAGAGAGUACCGGCAUGUACUAGGAUAGAGGGAGAGAGAGAGAGAGACCAAAUUGUCCAACUUCAAGUUCUUUCUUGUUGUGGUCUUCAUUGGAAGCUUGGAUUAAUUGUAGGUCCACGAGACCUUUCGUGUUGUGGUGUGGUCUUCAUAGGAAGCUUUGAAUGUAGGCUCAGACAAUUUGAAUAUGAUGUAGCCAAGGGCAGGGCAAUGCAGUCUAAUUCUGUUGUAUUUUCUCUCAUUUUAUCUUUUUUUACCAACUUCUUUAGUGUAUUUUCUUUUUUAAAUCCAGAUGACCCCUCCCUCUUUCGUUCGUUUACUAGUUGCUAUGAGGUUUUAUGAUGGAUUGCAAUCUGGUAAAACACAAUUGAUAGCAUCAUAAUGGCUUCCUUAUUGACACGCGGUUUCUGAUGACCCCUACACAUUGACCUUGUUAGUAGUAAAAACUGCACGUGCUAUGCACCUGAAAUUUUCAAUUGAUGUGCACAUUUGAUAUCAUCUUAAUGACUGACUUGUUGAUACGUGCUUUUCUAAUGACCCCUAAACAUUCUUUCUGUUAGAAGCAAAAUGCGCGUGCUAUGUUGUCAAUUGCUGUAAAAAAAAAUUUACCUUGAGGCAUAGUUGUCAAAGGAAGGCGCGCCUAGGCGCGAGGCAUAUCCGCACAGGGUUGGCUCCUUGAUUGAGCCAAGUGAGACACCUUCAAUGAAGCGCAGCCAAGGCUCGCCUAGGUGAGAAAAGCGAGAAAUGAAGGCGAGAAAAGACUUGCCUCUUUCUAUUUUAAUCACAACCCUAGGAUCAAAGCCAGGUUAAACGUUUUACCUUCACUCCUUUACCCUUGACUUCAGUCGAUCGAAAAUCUCUCCUCUCUUUAUCACCAGAAACGACAUCUCCAUCAUCGGUCGAUCUUCUCUUCUCCUCUCCUCUCUCUCUAUUAUCAGUCGAUCUUCUCUCUUCGCGUAUAUAGUUGACAUAUAUUAUUAUACUAUAUAUGGAAACGAAAAGGCUUUUUAAAAAAAAAAAAGUUUUCAGAAAUAUAUGUGUGUACAUAUAAUUAUACUGCAUAAAAGCCUUUUUUUAAUGUUUUCAGAAACAGUACACUUUUUAUGUGUAAGGUUAUAUAGUAUCGGUGUAUGCUAGUUUUUCUAUUUUUUUGCCUAGGUGCGUCUUGCUUCAAAAAGGCGCGCUCCUCACCUAGGCACCAACAAAUCUUUGCGCCUCAGUGUUUCUCUCGCCCUUAACAAUGAUACCUUGGGGAUUGACAUCGAAUUGUAUGUUAAUGCAGUGAUUGGGAUGUAAAGGGAAGCUUUUGCUUUAACCCUUUCGAAGCAUCCAAUACAAAACUGGUUGGCUAUGAGUGGGCAAGGUUGCUAUGCUAUACACAUUUAUGGCAAACAAAAAAGAAAGCAAAUAGUGCAAUGCAAUAUUUUAUCUGUGGGUAUGAAGUCCCAUAUGCGAUUCAUUAUAUUCUAACGCAAAGUUGUUAAUACACAUCCGGAAUUCGAAACUCGAAGAUAUGCCAAAUGAAUCAAAGAAGCAAACAUGGUUGAUUAUUGUAAACGGAUGCAAGAAGUACAUGUUGUGGGCCUUGUCACUGAUUAAGAAUAAAAAAAAGAAUGGGUAAAAGAUCAGGGCUCCUUUCCAAGUUAAUGUGGACAAAGAGUAUAUUUUGUGGAGGAGUUCAGGCUCAAAUGAUUGAGUCAUCCAUGUUAAUGAGGACAGUUUUAGUGUUAAUUACAAGUUUAUCAUAGGCAGACAUACUAACGAGUAACUAAUGGCUCAUUGGAUUGAAAAUUCUCCCAUUAUCCUCUUCACCUUUUCAUUUGUAUCUCAUUCAAUGUCUACCAUCACGAUGAAUGCUUUAGAUGUAGUAGGAGCCCACAUCUUUUGAGGUUCCUAUUGGUGGAAAAGUUGGCACAUAUCCUUUCCACUCAAGUAGAACAACACAGAUGGCGAAGCAUCGAGAACUAUCAUUGCUUGUACAUAGGGUAAUGUGGCGACCACCAAUUAAUCAAAUUGAAAGGGGUAGAAAUAGGAUGAACACCAUGAGAUGGAAAGAGAAGAAAGGCAUACAUAACCCAAGGGAAGCAUGAAGAUGAGAAGUUCUUGAAUGGAAGGAAGCGAAUGAAUUGUUUAAUAUGGGGGGUGGGGGUGGAAAUGCCGCCUUUGAAAUGGUUCUUAUUUGUUGUCACAAAGAGGGACAUAAUGGUUCGUGGAGAGUAAGUUUUGUUAUGUCAAUUCCACGUGUUUUGUUUCCAAUUUGCUCCAAGAAAUGUGUUGUUUUGAUCCAAAGGGAGAUGUUUGCUCGACCGAUCAAUUGGAAAUUAACACUUAGGAAAGGUUAGUUUUGGGAUAUAAAAGUGUACGAAACACCCUCUCCUUCUUCACUUUUAAUAGUAGAUGGAUAGAUGGAUUGAUCGAUAGAAAUCACACGUAUGAGUUAUCACACCCAUUUCUGUCCUUGUACAAGAACAAACUAUUUGAGUAUAACCAUCAUUAAGAUGAAUUCUAGAUGCAAGAAUAGGGCUGAAAAACGAACCAAAGUAACCGAACAUGUGUGAAGUAGUAGGUAGUUCAAGCUUCUUUGGAGAGCUUGACGAGCUUCAAAGAUUGUUCAAGCAUGGUUUGUUUAGGCAACGAAAUGAUCUCGAACGAGCUUUUGACGAUCAGACAAGAGUUCCAACUUGAGUAGCUUGGUUCAUUUAUUAGCCCUGUGCAAGAACUCUGUACGGCGUGGCAUAGACCCGUGUUACAUGUUCUUCGGUAUGAGUAUCAAGCCUGAGUUUGUGUCUAGGUAUUGGACCUCCCUAAAUCCCUAGUCUUAGGAUGAUAUGUAUCCAAAAGUGGGUAUGGAUACAUGGACUCUUUGUGAACAAUAAAAUACAUGAUACUAGCAUUCUACCUGUUCUAUGCACAGGCGAGAUUAACAUGCACGCCCGACAUAAUAGGUAGGAUGUGGACUAUAAUUUUACACGCAUAAUAUAUCCAAACGAAAAAAGCCCGUUUUUGAAUGCUGCACCUUGCUUGUAGCAAAAUAUGUGGAGGUUAACAUCAGUGGCUAGUGGGAAAUGAAAAUGUCAGGAACGAAAUUAUUUGGAGAACCUAAGCCUGAAAAACUUAAUCAGUUCCUCAUAAAUGCGUAGGUAGUUUGGAGAUGGGAACCAACCUUUGAGCAAUUUCCAAUAGGUAUGUGCUUCGUGUACAAAUUUUCGCAACAAUUGGAGCCAUACCUGAUACUUAGAAAUCUGCGAACAAAUUCUUGUAACAAAUGGAGGCAAACUUGCUACUUAAAAUUCUGGAGAAUGUGAAAUGUGAAUUUCGUGGCAAACCAUCAGUGGGGGAAAACUGUGAGUUUUCGUGACAAACCAUCAGUUGGGGAAAAGUGUUAGACUUGCUGAGUGGAGGAAGAAUUAGAAUUGAUCAUGUGACAAUCUCGGAGGAUGUGGAAUGUGAAAUUUCAGUUGGGAGGUGGGAAUAUAAGUGUUGUCGGCAAACUUAGGUAACUGUUUUCCGACUUGUGGGGGAGAGACGUGGGAACCAAACAAAGAUUGGUUCAAGGUUAGUUCUUGUAGUGGGUCCGUUUUGAACGUAGGUUCUUGUGUUUUGUUUUUUUUGUUUGGCGUUUGGCGUUUGGUUGAGACAGGUGAACGUGAUGGGUUUUCUUUAUUGUUUAAAAAAGUGAAAAAUCCUGGAAAUUAGGAAUGAGGGUUUGGAGGCUUGUGGGGCUCAAACACAUUUGCUUAUAGUAUGUAUUGAUGAUUUGGUAUAAAGAUGUACUCCCUCCGUCCCAAUUUGUUGCACCUAUUUUGACUUUCACGUAAUUUAAGGAAAGAUCAUAAUUACAUUGACUGUGUCAAUUUUACCAUUUUACCCCUUUGUAAUUUAUGAAUUUUUGUCAACUUUCUUUUCAUGUCAUUAAUUUGCUCCGCUUUUCUUUCAAAUCAAGUUCAAAAUUUGAAUUUGAGAGGGAGAAAUGAGGGGUAAAAUGGUAAUAUGGACAUCCAAAAUUGGAAAGUUUUGAAACAAGCACAUCAUUUUGGGACAUUCCAAAAAGGACUAAGGGCACAACAAAGUGGGACGGAGGGAGUAAUUGAAUAAGGAUGAACCUGAAAUCAUAUAAAAUUCAGGGAUAAAAGGUUAUUUUUCUUUGACACCAAUUGUAAAUUUCUUCCUUUUUCAAUCAAGGCCCGUAACUAGAGGAUCCAAGUGUCUAAUUUGGUUAUGAGUGCCAGAUAUGUUUAUGGUACCUUGCCCUUUUUAUUGCCAUAUGUGGUAGGUGCAGAACGAAAAAUAGAAGAGUUCAUAUGACAAUAACAUUGAUUGUAGUAUCUUCUCUUCUAAAGAGGUGAUCAUAUGAAUUUUUCUCCAUCAAUUGGUAGUAUGCAACUAUAGGACUAUGUCCUAUCACACACAAGCAUUGCUUUGUUCUUACGCAGAAGCACAAAUACACUACAACGUAUUGUACAUGAUGAUGUGGUUGGACCUAUGGUCGUUGUGGUUGGCUUGUUGACGCAACUAAGAGACAGUGGUGGCCAAUAUACAAUACUUGGGUUUGGUUAUUGAGGAGUUUAGUAUGACAACGGGAUAUCUCAUUUGUCUAAGCAAAAAUCAAAGAACUUUAUCGACUAGGAUUCGAUUGUAGCCCUACGUUUGUACAACUCGUGAAACGUAGAGGGAGAUAGAGAGAACGAGCAAGAGUUUCAAUAAAACAAUAGAAAAGGGUAUUUAAGUAACCCAAGGUUGAGAAUGAGCAAGAGUUUCUCUUCUUUCUUCUUUCUUCUUCUUCCUUUUUUAUUUUGUGGCGGGGGAGGGGGUGCUCUGCCCAUUGGUGCAUGGUUGUUGGGUGACGAAGUCUGCUUGCAGUCUAGCUUCCAUUAUCUCCUUCGGUCUUCAUCUGAUCUUUGGCUAACUAUGGAGUUUCUCUAUGGAUAUCAACUAACUACAAAGGUCCUUCCAGCAUUCUAUUGUGGGCACGAGUUUACGAAUGGGGCCGUUCCUAAUUAUGCUUAUUCUUCUGUAUAUUACAAGGGAGUGCUCCGCAAUGGAUCCCCUCCUUGGAGACCAGAUGAUAAAGACGGGCAUUAUGUGUUUGUAGUUGGAGAUUACAUAACUCCUCGUUACAGGAUUCUGAGCAAAAUGGGUGAAGGGACUUUUGGGCGAGUCCUGGAAUGUUUAGACAAUGAGAGGAAAGAGAUCGUGGCAAUUAAAAUAGUGCGUUCAAUACACAAGUACCGCGAAGCUGCCAUGAUCGAAAUUGAUGUUCUGCAAAAACUUGCGAGGCAUGAUAUUGGUGGGACACGUUGUGUGCAAAUACGGCAUUGGUUUGACUAUCGUAAUCAUAUUUGUAUUGUAUUUGAGAGGCUUGGACCAAGCUUGUAUGAUUUUCUCCGCAAAAAUAGCUAUCGUUCAUUUCCCAUUGAUCUUGUCCGGGAGUUUGGCAGACAACUUUUGGAAUCUGUAGCAUUUAUGCAUGAUUUACACCUAAUUCACACUGAUCUGAAACCAGAAAACAUUCUUCUUGUUUCAUCAGAGUAUAUUAAAGUUCCAGAUUAUAAGUUUCUAACUCGAUCCACUAAAGAGGGUUCCUACUCCAAGAAUCUGCCAAAGUCAAGUGCUAUUAAGCUAAUUGAUUUUGGGAGUACUACGUUUGAACAUCAGGACCAUACUUAUGUGGUGUCAACACGUCAUUAUCGUGCACCAGAGGUUAUUCUUGGCCUUGGAUGGAACUAUCCUUGUGACGUAUGGAGUGUGGGUUGCAUACUUGUUGAGCUAUGCUCGGGUGAGGCCCUUUUCCAAACACACGAGAACUUGGAACAUUUGGCUAUGAUGGAGAGGGUGUUAGGGCCACUGCCGCCACAUAUGAUUAUUAGAGCAGACCGCCGUGCUGAGAAAUAUUUCAGGAGGGGUGUGCGGCUAGAUUGGCCAGAGGGUGCGACUUCAAGAGAAAGUAUGAGGGCAGUUUGGAAAUUACCUCGUCUACAGAACCUGAUAAUGCAGCACGUGGAUCACUCCGCUGGUGAUCUGAUCGAUCUCUUGCAAGGGCUUCUGCGUUAUGACCCUUCAGAGCGGAUAAAAGCAAGGGAAGCUCUUAGGCAUCCUUUCUUCACAAGAGAUAUGAGAAGGUGUGGCUUUCCCUUGUAACUGUAUCUGUCACAUACAUGCUUUUAUGAGUGCAAGUGAUUCGGUCAGGGAAAAUAUUUACGAAAGCAAAAGAGUUGAAGAGUCUUGGCUUCAACGUUCCGUCUGCUUGUAUUCCUGUUCCUGUAAAGUGUCUACCUUCUCCCUCAUUUCUCCCCUCAUUUUUAGUUUUUGUUGGCUAAAUUUGGAGUGACCUGAAAAGUUCUGGCUUGUUUCGCUUCGUGGGUGAAAAAGUUAUUAUUCAAAUA